Choloepus didactylus (southern two-toed sloth) is the source of this 2613-nucleotide messenger RNA. It is a transcript of the gene STARD4, whose product is annotated as StAR related lipid transfer domain containing 4. Gene Ontology annotation, biological process: intracellular cholesterol transport; cholesterol import; cholesterol transport involved in cholesterol storage. NCBI's taxonomy places the organism in Eukaryota, Metazoa, Chordata, Mammalia, Pilosa, Megalonychidae. The record is from RefSeq and is a predicted model, not a curated record. Gene Ontology annotation, cellular component: endoplasmic reticulum; cytosol. Bases 387 to 1013 code for a protein of 208 amino acids. The transcript has 7 exons. Gene Ontology annotation, molecular function: cholesterol transfer activity; cholesterol binding.
UCGGCCCACUCUGUCUGAAGAGCUGGGUGCCUUCCAAUUGGCUGCGACUGUCAGUGGCUUGGUGUCCAUUGGUUACCGCUGGGGAAGCUGACUCCGCUUUUGCGUGGCAGUGUUGCAGAGAGAGGAGAGAGCGGUUCCCGCGCCGUGCGCUUGAGCUGACUUUACGUCCUCGGUUAACCUCAGCAGCAUCUUGCAUGGUGAUCAAAGGCUCCCAGAGUGACUAACCCAAGAGAAACCUGCAGAAGCUGCAUGGACUGUUCUUAACCUAGCUUCAAAAAUCACGCACAGUCACGUCUGCCACAUUCUUUUCUUCGAGGCAGCCACAAAGGUCCAACUGAGUUCAAGCAGAGGAGAUGUAGAGUCCACCUCUUGACGAGGAAAAAAAAAUGGAGAAUCUGUCUGACGCUGCUGCUUUUGCGACUGAACUUAAAAACACUCUCAUCCACUACCAUAGCAUUGAAGAUGAUAAGUGGCGAGUCGCUAAGGAAGUGAAAGAUGUAACAGUUUGGAAAAUACCUUCAGAAGAAUUUAGUGGAUAUCUCUACAAAGCCCAAGGUGUUAUAGAUGAUAUUGUCAAUAGCAUAAUAGACCAUAUACGCCCAGGGCCCUGUCGCUUGUAUUGGGACAGCUUAAUGACUUCAAUGGAUAUUUUGGAGCACUUUGAGGAGAAUUGCUGUGUGAUGCGUUAUACCACUGCUGGUCAGCUUUUCAAUAUAAUUUCCCCAAGAGAGUUUGUUGAUUUUUCCUAUACUGUGGGCUAUAAAGAAGGACUUUUAUCCUGUGGGGUAAGUCUUGACUGGAAUGAAAAGAGACCAGAAUUUGUUCGCGGAUAUAAUCAUCCUUGUGGUUGGUUCUGUGUUCCACUUAAAGACAGUCCAAACCAGAGUCUUUUGACAGGCUAUAUUCAGACAGAUCUGCGUGGGAUGAUUCCUCAGUCUGCAGUAGAUACAGCCAUGGCAGGCACUUUAACCAACUUCUAUGGUGAUUUACGAAAAGCCUUACAGAAGACAUAGUAUGUGCAAACCGCAGUAUCAUGGCCCCCUGAAUCAGCUCUUCCUCUCUUCUGCUUAGCCUGUAGAAAAACUGGAGAUGUUUUUGGUUUCAUAGUGCAAUAUUUAAUUUUAUUCCUAAAGUAAAUAGUUGUCUAAGAGAGGGUAUUUCAAUUUUAUUGAAUAGUUAUUUGCACAUUGUUUUGUAUGGCAUGUGUCUAGGAAUGGAGACUAUGCACUGAGAUCUACAAAGGAGUGAUAUAUUCCUCUGAUCCAGUUUCUUAAGAAAUUGAGUAGUGCCUCAGUAUGAAUAUUUUAGUUGCUUGGAAAUAUGGAGAAAGCACAAGCUUUAUGCUGUUCAAUUAAAAUCAUUUAUUUGAGAGCUUUAUGAAAAUUUUAUAACAUUUUAAUGUUUUUUGGAAGUCAAAUGUAAGUGCUUUACUUCUGGUGUGCUCUAUGAGUUUGGCAGUAGCUUGGACAAAAGAAAAAGUCCUCUAUUUUUUUUAUAAGGAAGAACUUCAUUAUCAGUUGACUUGUACAACUCAAAGUAUUGAAGAGCCAUAAAUAAGAAAAAAGUUAAAUAUCGUAAUAACUACAAAUACAAUUCAAAUGCAACUCAGUUUUGAUAUAUAGAUUGCAUUCUAUUGUGGAUAGCUUUAAAAACAUUUGUAUAAUUAUGAACAUUUAUUUUGGGAUUCUUGAGAACAUUUGUUCGUGAACAUGGCAGUGCAAAAAAUGGGCAAAUAUGUGCUGGAGAUGUCAUAUUGAAUUGGGCAGAAUUCUGCAUUCUUUGAAAUGGCUUGUGGUAUCAUAUAAUCACUAGUAGUCAUCUCUUUAGAAAGUCAAAUUCAGUGAAUGUUCUGUACAUUUCAGUUUUAAAGGUGUCACUCAGCAUUCACAGUUGUAAUGGAACUCUGGUCUGGAACCAUAACAAAUGUAUUCUUACAUUUAUCCAAAUGCCUAAACAAGUCAUUUUAUAAUAACUCGGGCUUGAUCCUGCUUUAGAUUCCUAACUGGAUUUACCUAAUUCUUUGGCUAUUGAACUAUCCACCUAAUUAACUUCUAAAAUGAGAACUUGAGGCAACUGUUUGUCUCUGCAAGUCUUCAUGUGUAUUUAUAUGUUUGUGUGCAUACACAUAUUUUAUUAUCCGUAAAGUGAGUUUUGGUGUUCAGUGUCAGGUUUUUUGUUUAGUUUUGUUUUUUGGUUACUAUGGGAUAAAGUGAGCCAGUGAGCCCUGGAAAUACUUAUGUGCUAGACAGUCUGCAAAAAGCCCAAAAGUGUAUUGUGGUUCCAAAGUGCAUGAAGGCUUGAUUGUGUUUUAGUUUAUUGUGUUUUCCUGAAUGUAAAGAAAGAAUGAGUCAUAGCUCUUCAGAUUCAUUUUGACAAAGUAGAGAGAGUAGAGCUGUUUUUUGUUUUUGUUUUUAUUUGUUUAGUUGUUACAGAGAUGAUGGUGUUCAAACACAAAAGAUGAUAGCAUCAUAAUAUCCAUGGUGAAUAGUAUUGUUCUAGUUUGCUAAUGCUGGAGAAUGCAAAACACCAGAGAUGGAUUGGCUUUUAUAAAACGGGGGUUUAUUUCGCUACACAGUUACAGUCUUAAGGCCACAAAGCAUCCAAGGUAACACC